UUAAUCAAAACAGCUGGUGGACAAGAAGAGGGAUUAGUAAUGCUGUGCAGGGAGCUUACAGUAACACAGAGACAAGAAAAAUAAUUUGUCAACAUUUACAAACCAGAAUUUAGGUACUUAAAUCUGUAUUUAGGAACCUCAAUAAGUGGUCUGUUUUGCAAAGAUGCCAACAUCCAGCAGCUCUCAUAAAGGCCCUUCCUGGGAAUAAGUUUUGAGAAGAUUGCGAAACAAGAUGUGGUGGUUUAUUGCAUUAGCCUAUCUAAUACAAGUUGUUACAAGCUCAGAAGAACUCAUCAAGAAGAAAAGAAACAUGAAUCCUGAAACGUUUAUGAAUAUUAGUCAGUUGAUCUGGUUUGAAGGAUAUCCCAGUGAGGAGUAUGAAGUUCUGACUGAGGAUGGCUAUUAUUUGAGAAUAAACAGAAUUCCUUAUGGCAGAGAAAAACCUACAGACAAAGGUCCAAAGCCAGCUGUGCUUCUCCAGCAUGGAUUGUUUGGUCAAGGUAGCAACUGGGUCGAAAAUUUGGCCAAUAACAGCCUGGGCUUCAUGCUAGCAGAUGCUGGCUAUGAUGUUUGGAUAGGAAAUAGCAGAGGCACAACCUGGUCUCAAAGACACCAGAAAUUUUCAGUUGCCCAAGAGGAAUUUUGGGAUUUCAGUUUUCAUGAAAUGGGCAAAUAUGACCUUCAAGCUAUGAUAAACUUUAUUCUGCAGGAAACUGGACAGAAGCAACUGUAUUAUGUUGGCUACUCCCAGGGCAGCACUAUGGCGUUCAUAGGAUUUUCCUCCAUGCCACAGCUGGCACAGAAAGUCAAAAUGUUUUUUGCCUUGGCUCCUGCUGUCACCACUGGACACACCAAAAGCCCUAUGGCAAAAAUGUUGUUAAUGCCUGAAGGAGCAUUACAGGAUAUUCUUGGCAAAAAAGACUUCCGCUGGUGGGGUAAGACUAUGAGGGAGCUUGCUGCCACAAUGUGCUGCUAUGAAUUACCUAAUAGACUUUGUGCCAAUAUAUUUUUCUUUGCGGGUGGAUUCAAUGAGAAAAACCUAAAUAUGAGUCGAAUGGAUGUGUACACAGGCCGCUUUCCAGAUGAAACGUCUGCUAAAAACUUACUGCACUGGGCCCAGGCAGUUAAAUCAGGAGAAUUCAAAUAUUUUGACUAUGGCAGUGAGAACAAGGCUAAGUACAACCAGUCUGUCCCUCCCUUCUAUAAGAUAGAAGAUAUGACUGUGCCCACUGCAGUAUGGUCCGGUGGAGAAGACUGGAUGGUAGACCCAAAGGAUAUUGACAUGUUACUCCCUCAAAUUACUAACCUAGUUUACCACAAGAAUAUUUCUGACUGGAACCACUGGGAUUUCACCUGGGGUCUUGAUGCAGCCAAGCGUGUGUACAGUGAAAUUAUUGCAUUGAUGGGAAAGUAUCCAUAAAACCACACAGCAUUGUUUGAGAAUUAAUUAGUUAAUUUAGAUUUAUUGAAAUCUACUUUCUGUAUGUGUGGCAAUAGGAGACUUUUCUAGUUGCUAUUUUUUGAGUCAAUCAUGGUGCUUGUAAAUGGAUUGGGGGAUUACUGUGAAAGGAUUUAAUAUGUACUUUUUUUUUUUUUGGUCGUGGUACCAAUUUUUCCCCAUCUUCCUGGUGAAAUUCAGCAACCGGGAUUCUGUUACUCAGAAAACUGAACUAUAUUUCUCAAAGGAAACACUUCUGAAACCAAAACUAAAAUCCUAUAGUGCACAUUACAGCUGUGAGCCAGAAUAUGCAUGCAUGCCUUAAAUCUUUUAGCACAGUCCAUCAUUAGAUGUUAAACUAAUGAGGACAUUUCUCUGGUCCAGUUAAAAUACUAGAGAACUUUCCCAUGUUACAUACUAAAAAUGUUUUUAAUUUGGUAAUCAAUAAUGCAGCCUUUCAUAUGUAGUUAAGACAGUCUAUGUUAGUUUUACUUUGACCGUUUAUUUUGUAUAGAUACACGUGAAUAUACACAAUAAUAAGAUAGCAAAAGCAUGACAGGAAAAAUACACACAUCAAAGGAUAUCCUUGAAUUGAAAGGCUUGUAAAAAAAGAUAGAAUCACACUCGAAGAGAUGUAUGGGGGCGGGAGGGAGGGGGGAUCAAUGUCUGAAUCUAAAACAUUUGUGUACAAUUUAGAGCAUAAAGUUAUAUUUCUUUCUCAUGUAAAUUAUAUUUUUACUUCCAAAAAUUGCUCCCACACCUCCCAACAUUUUGCCAGGUCACGAAGCUCUCAGUCUAUCAGCUUCACAUAACCCUAUUUCUCCUUUACACUGAAAUCAGUCUUCUGAUAUUGGUCAAUAUGGAUUCCAUCCACCUUGUCACAGAGAACAUAGCUAAUGCAAUCUAGUUCUUUUGUUUGUGAGAGAUUCUUAAUUUCAGUAAGGGUAUUAUGUGGAUGAACUGAGGUACUGCUCUUUCCCCAACUAGUUCCAUUCUGUGUGGCAUCUGAUUCCGGGUAAGAUACUUUCACUUGCAUAUCCACACAAUAUCCCCAAUAUCAGAACAAUCGUCUUCAGAAAAGGCACCUUUUAGCAAUCUGCUUGGAAUCCAGUGCAUUUGUUUGAACUGAACUAAGUAUUGCUUAAUUCUCAAACUGAAUUUACAGGUGUUGGAAAAUUCUGUCCCUGAGUUUGCUAGUGAAAGAAACAUUAAAAGCCCUUUUCUAGCUACAUUUCAGAGAAAUUAGUAGUGACAUUGGGUAUUUUCACUGUUAAAAUUAUAUGCCUCUGAAAUUGUUUGCAUUUUCUUAGGAUUUUUCUAUAACUGUUGAAAAAGAGGUAUUGAUUUUGGAUGAGGUUCUAUAGUACUUAUGUGGCAAGGAAAUGGUGAAUUUUGAAGUAUAUACAAUCAUAGUAUAAAAGGAUGUUGUACAUAGCCAAACAAAAAAGGGUGAUAUCACAGGGGCAAAACCUGCUUUCUGAGGAACGCUGGAAGGAAUACCAUGUGAGGCAGAAUCAAUUUGCUGUUUUUAAUCUAUGUCUAUAGGUAGCAAUAUAACCCAAACUGGUAUGUGGAAGAAACUCAAAAGUAGGUUGCUCUGAUUAAAAAUGUUAAAUAUCCAGGAUACUAAUACAAACAAUAUUCUCAAUAAUUAUUUUAGUUCUUGUUGUUAGUACACUCAUUCACUACAAAGAAAUGUAUUUUAAAAAUGUAACAGCGGAGUUCUUUCAUACUCACUCUUGCUCUUCUUGUAAA
Messenger RNA from Chelonia mydas (Green sea turtle), 3193 nucleotides. RefSeq names its product lipase member M. The transcript has 10 exons. NCBI's taxonomy places the organism in Eukaryota, Metazoa, Chordata, Testudines, Cheloniidae. The record is from RefSeq and is a predicted model, not a curated record. Gene Ontology annotation, molecular function: hydrolase activity, acting on ester bonds. The coding region runs from base 233 to 1420 and encodes 395 amino acids.